This is a messenger RNA of Alternaria alternata, 1338 nucleotides long. RefSeq lists its product as hypothetical. Gene Ontology annotation, biological process: proteolysis. The record is from RefSeq and is a predicted model, not a curated record. The coding region runs from base 1 to 1338 and encodes 445 amino acids. Lineage: Eukaryota; Fungi; Ascomycota; Dothideomycetes; Pleosporales; Pleosporaceae. The transcript has 3 exons. Gene Ontology annotation, molecular function: metallodipeptidase activity.
AUGUGCGGCGCUGAUGACGUUAUCUUCUUCGUAGUCCUCUUCCUUAUCGCGUCGACCAUAUGGUUCUCGGAAGUCCGGACGUUGUUUUCAGGCCAAAAGCACGCAUGUGGAAAGCCAUUGACAGUUGAAGAAAGAGCUGUAAAGAUCCUGCAGGAAAACCCACUUAUUGAUGGCCAUAAUGACCUUAUGAUCUUCAUUCGAGGCACAUACAAGAAUCACAUCUACAACGAGUCCGGCAGCGACUUUGCAGACAAGUUCGAGAAUGGCGGACUAGCGCAACACGUCGAUAUCCCUCGCCUUCAAAAGGGGCUACAAGGCGGUGCAUUCUGGAGCGCAUUUUGGCUCUGCCCACUGGGUGAUCAGACGAACUUUGCGGAUGACAGAUACUAUGACAUCGUCAAGGCAACGCUGGGUCAACUGGAUCUGUUUAACCGCCUAGGCCAAAACUACCCAAAGUACUUCACUCCAUCUAGGAACAGCGCAGAGGCUAUCAAAGCUUUCGAAAGCGGCAAUUUCAUUGCCCCAGCAGCUAUUGAAGGCCUGCACCAGAUCGGCAACUCAGUCUCUACAUUACGACUCUACUAUCAGCUUGGAGUCAGAUAUGCGACUUUGACAUGGAACUGCCACAACAAAUAUGCCGAUGCAGCAAUUGAGACUGGCUCCGACUUCAGCGCGCAUAUCGCGAAACCGUACUGGAAGGGUCUUAGCCCAGCUGGUCGCGACCUCGUAAAAGAGAUGAAUCGCCUGGGAAUGCUGGUGGAUCUUGCGCACGUGAGUCAAGAUACUAUGCGCGAUGUCCUUGUAGGCCGAGGCGACGGGAAUUGGACUGGUAGCAUCGCACCCCCAAUCUUUAGUCACAGCUCUGCACACGCAAUCUGUCCACAUCCUCGAAACGUCCCGGAUGACAUACUUCAGCUCGUGAAGCAGCGCAAUUCUGUUGUCAUGGUCAAUUUCAACCCAGACUUCGUGUCCUGUAAAGCUUCUGGGACACCGAACUCAUUCCCAGAGUUUGUUCCAGAGAACAAUACCUUGGCGCAUGUGGUGCGCCACAUUAGGCACAUUGGAGAAUUGAUUGGCUAUGAUCACGUUGGCAUCGGCACAGAUUACGACGGCAUUGAAAAGACACCGAAGGGAUUAGAAGAUGUAUCCAAGUUCCCCGAUCUCAUCGCCGAACUGUUGAGACAAGGAAUCAGCGAUGAGGAUGCUGCAAAGAUUGCAGGAGGCAACCUGCUUCGGGUCUGGGGUGAGGCUGAUAAAGUAGCAAAGGAAUUGCAGAAGACGACGCUGCCGUUGGAGGACGAUGUGCAGAAUCAGUGGGCAUAUCAGCAGAUGUUUUGA